AUGGAUAGUGUUUAUGAUCGGGCGCUGCAUGAAAUUGGAGAUGAGGGGAGAUAUCAAAAGAAAUUCGAUAUAAAAUACAAUAUUUUAUUAAUUUUCUUGUGGAGUAUGGUUUAUAUGAAUUUAAUAGUUUCUUUGGCCAUAACUCCGUAUACGUGCAAAGUACCCGACAAAUCAAAUGAUAGUGUCAGUGAAUUUGACUGGAAAGCAAGAUAUAUUCCGCACCGUACAGAAAAUGGAAAAGUUUCAUUCGAAAGUUGCGUUUUAUAUAAAAACCCGGAUUUAAACAAUGAAACUACAGAAUGUAAUUCGUAUACUUACGACACCACUUGGUACGGAUCCACUAUUCCCUCCGAAAAGAACUGGGUUUGCGAUAAAGAAAUAAAUAUUGCAAAUAUCUUCGCCUAUAGCAAAAUCGGUGAAGCUUUCGGGUCUAUAUUUUUCGGAUGGUUCGGCGACGUCUACGGACGUCGAGCCACUUAUGUACUCUCCUUAACAAUGAUAGUCUUGGGAAGAAUAAUUUCUCUAUUAGCCGGCACAUCGUUUGUGGUUUUCGUGACCGGUUGUGUUGUUGCUACUGUACCAUCGUGGUCCGUUCCACAGACAGUGUCUGUUAUAUCGAUGGAAAUGUCAUCACCAGCGCGAAGAUCGAUUACCACGUCUCUCCGAUAUACAGCUUUUAGUAUUGGAUUGGCGACUAUGCCCUUCAUUUACUGGUGGCUACGAGAUUGGAGAAUAUUCGUUAUCGCCACCACAGCUCCCCUGUUGCCGUGCAUUUUACUUUCUUGGAAAAUACCAGAAUCACCAAGAUGGCUGUACGUGGAGGGAAAGUCAAAACGCUGCGUAAAAUUAUUAAAGAAAAUCGCUGAAGUUAACAAUUGUAAAUUGAGGGUAGAAACGGAGAAAGAGCUGCUAUCUAUGAAAGUCGAAAAGUCCUCGAGCGGAUUUGGGCCUUUAGCUUUAUUUUCCGGCAGAAGACUAGCGUUGAAUACAAUUUUAUUGCUUUUAUUAUGGGUAUUCGUGUCAAUAUGCUACUCAGUUUUAAUUUUGAGUACGGGUGAAAAGACAGAUUCGAACCCCUUUAUCCAGUUCUCCAUUCAAGCAAUCGCUGAGAUACCCUCGAACUUCAUUGGUGCAUGGCUGUGCAAUAAUAUUGGUCGUCGGCGCUCAGCAGCGUCUUCCUUUUUUAUCAUUGCAACUAUCUGGACCAUUAUUGCGCUACGAGAAAUGACUACCAUCUCCUGGAUUCGAGCGUGGUGGAUAAGCAGUGUGUUAAUAACUGUUGGAAGGCUUACUAUAUCGGUAUCGUUCUUUGCGAUCAAUUUACUCAAUAUGGAGAUAUACCCGACGUGUUUGAGACAGUCGGGAUUAGCUUUGGGGAACGUCUUAUCUAGUGUGGCGGCUGCAACAGCGCCUUACAUUUUAUACUUAGGUCGUCGAGUGGAUCCACGUUUACCUGGCGUUAUCUUAGCUGGUUCUUGUUUAUUAAGUGUAGUGAUUUCUAUGUUUCUACCGGAAACAUUAAAUGCAAAAUUGCCCGAAACGAUAGAAGAGGCAAAAACAUUUGGGAGCAAACAGAGCGAUUACUCUACAGUUACGUCAAGUAAAAAAUCAACAAUGGAUGAUUAUACCUGA
Leptosia nina is the source of this 1632-nucleotide messenger RNA. Lineage: Eukaryota; Metazoa; Arthropoda; Insecta; Lepidoptera; Pieridae. The record is from the annotation of a GenBank genome assembly.